AUGGCUUCCCCAGACUCAUGUGAAACAGCUGCAUUUACCGUCAAGCUACCGAAUGUUUCGGGCGAGACUAUCGCAGUCAAAGUCGGCCUCCAAAUCGUCGACGUACACAAGGAUCUCAUCAGCAGCAGCUCCGAAUACUUCAGAAAAGCCAUUAGUCACGAGUCGAUUUUAUCUCACAGGUUCAUCGAUCUGUCCGACGAAAAGCCUCAUGAUUUCGACAUAUACUGUCAAUGGCUAUAUACUCGAGUCCUUGACGCGAAACUAGACAAUCACAAUGGAUUCAGUUACCUUGCUCGGAUGUACGUCUUGGGAGAAAAGUUGAUCGACCGCACAUUCCAGAACGAUGUCGUCGACGCCAUAAUCUACCGCCAUAUCACUGCGCGACUGAGUCAAAAGCCCCUGCGCUACAAAGUACCUGAUCUGGAAGCUAUCGGAAUCAUUUACAAGGGCGCUCCGAGGAAAGCCCCGGUGAUACGUCUCCUGGUGGAUCUGUGGGCUUUCAACAUGGACUCCUCUUGGGUCACGAAGACGAGACUUCGAGCGCCAGAGAACAAACCUUUUCUGGAUGACCUCUUACCGGCACUGUUAGACAGGCGAGGACUACCGGAUGCUUCCCAAGCUAGGCCAUGGAUCUCGCAACGAAGUUUCUAUUACAACAAGGGUGUCGUGAUCAAAAGCGAAAUGCCGGAAGACAGGGGCGGCGAGGCGAUCUCUGAGCCUUCCAUCAAGGAUGAGCCUUCCACUGAGGAAGAGUCUUUCGUUAAGAACGAGCCUUACGUUGAGGAUGGAACACACAUCAAGGAAGAGCCUUCUAUGCUAGAUGAGCCCUUCAUCAAGCAGGAGCCUUCUAGCGAGAAAGAGCUUUCCAGCGAGGAAGAAUCUCCCAGCGAGGAUGAGCGUUCCAACAAGACUGAUCCUUCUGUCCAGGAGGAGGUGGACGUCAUUGAUGCAUUCUGGGGCAUGUAG
Molecule: messenger RNA, 966 nt
Organism: Alternaria hordeiaustralica
Lineage: Eukaryota; Fungi; Ascomycota; Dothideomycetes; Pleosporales; Pleosporaceae
Exons: 3
Coding region: 1-966 (321 amino acids)
Molecular function (GO): protein binding
Source: RefSeq, a predicted model, not a curated record